Molecule: messenger RNA, 3863 nt
Organism: Mizuhopecten yessoensis (Yesso scallop)
Lineage: Eukaryota; Metazoa; Mollusca; Bivalvia; Pectinida; Pectinidae
Product: hepatocyte growth factor receptor-like
Exons: 18
Biological process (GO): protein phosphorylation; positive regulation of kinase activity; cell surface receptor protein tyrosine kinase signaling pathway
Cellular component (GO): signaling receptor complex
Molecular function (GO): transmembrane receptor protein tyrosine kinase activity; ATP binding
Source: RefSeq, a predicted model, not a curated record
GUUGAUGGAAUAACUAUAGAAGUAAACAACACUGUUCCUACAUUUGUUACCAUCAAGUUAAGGUCAGCCAUUGGUACUGAACAAUCAGAGGAGACGGUCAGCCCUUUACAUGGUGUCAGCAACAUAACCUGGUCGGCUACAGAUGAGAUACAAACUCGCUCCGAGCUGAUCAAGCGAUUAGCAAGUUCUAUCAACAUUUCUUUGUCUGGUCAUUUAGACUCAUCAGAUGUUUUCAGUGUUGUGGAGAUUCAUGUCAAUAGAAGAGAUAACUGCUUUGGAAACGCAGACAAUAUUAGUGGAGGAGAGUGUUAUUGUCUGGGUAAGACCCACACAACUGGACAGGAUUGUGGGACAUGUGAAGCAGGGUAUUACCGCCGCCAAAACAAACUGGACUGUCCCUUUGAGUGUAAUUGUACAAGUGCUCCAGGGAUAAAAACCGAAGGCCAGUGUAAUCAGGAUGGUGGAGGAUGUCUAUGUAAAGAUGGGGUGGAAGGCUACCAUUGUGACAGCUGUAAACAUCUGUACUAUAACCUGACUGAAUCCAAUGCUGAUGGCUGCAAGCCAUGCUCAUCUUGUGAUCAAACAGGAAGUCAAAGCUGCAAUGAUGUUGGAACAUGUCUGUGUAAAAAUAACGUGAUUAAUUCACAAUGCAACCAAUGUGCAUCCAAUACAUAUGGCUUGCACAAUCUCAAUUUUGAAGGUUGCCAGAAUUGUGCAUGUAAUACACACGGCAGUGAUCCCAAUAUAGCUGAAUGUGAUAAAGAAAAUGGAAACUGUACCUGCAAGCAAUACGUCACAGGUAGGAAGUGUGAUUUGUGUAAAUCUGGAUACAAAAAUCUUGAUUUUGCCAAUUCCCGAGGAUGUGACGACUGCACGUGUAAUAAGGUGGGGUCGCAGGACAUCACAUCAUGUGACCAGACCUCUGGGCAGUGUGUAUGUCUGUAUCCUGUCCGUCAUAACCUGCAGUGUAAUCCCAUGUUUGACUCGGAGAACUUGGAACCAGCCUUUGGUCCAGUAGCUGGUGGCACAGAGGUUACAAUUCGGGGAAGGUUCUUCAAGCACAACGUUAAUAACACGAAAGUGGAAAUCCUGGUCAACGGUGAAAACAAGUACCUCACUGUAACAAUAUUUGAGGAGCAGCGUCUGCAGUUCAUAACCAAUAGCAUCCGUGAUUCUGGUUUGUACAACAUAAUGGUGCAGUGGCCAAAAUCUGUGGGGCAGGACGAGGAGGACUUUUCCAAAACUUUCCAAUUUACAUUCAAAGUCAACCCAGUAGUCACAGAGCCUAUGAAUGCUACCGUAUUUAGAAGUGGUGGCUGUUAUGUGAAGAUCAAGGGAAGCAACUUUGAGAGUGUGUUUGAACCAAGGCUGAUAGCUCAUAUUGGAAGCACAGAAGUUUCGGACAAGACCUGUAUCAACAUUGGUGGAAAUAUGAUCAACUGUCCAUCACCUGACCUUAGAAACUACACAGGUGUGUCAACAGUCAGCUAUGGACUACAGCUGGAUGGCCUGAACAUGUACAGAAAUCUAGGAAAUAGCUUUCCUAGUGAAGCCAGAAUCACUGUCAUUGAUGACCCGAUAGUCCAUACCAACAACGACCUGACCAUUGACACUGUCUUCUCCAACAAUCUGAUUAUAAAGGGUUCAAACCUUGACAAGGCUUGUGAAGAUAGUUUUGAAAUAAAACUUGGAGAUGACGUCUGUCCAAUUCAAUCGAAGACCAGCACUGAGGUAAAAUGUACUCCAGUGAUCGUAUUCCCAGGGGAAAGUAAAGAAGUAGAACUCAAGGUUAUCAUUGGAAAUUUUCAGUCAACAGUGGGAGUGGUGAAGAUAAAGUCAUUUUGGGCUACAUGGCAGUUUAUUAUCAUCUCUGCAAGUGUUGGCGGCUGUAUUCUACUGAUCCUAAUUAUUUUCAUCAUAGUCAAGUGCUAUCGCCGUUGUCAGUCAAAUAAACUCAAAUAUCGUAAGAGUUCAGCUUCAACAGAGAGAAAUAAUCAGUUCGACAGUAUUGUAUCACCAAUUGUAGCUGAGCAAACGUCAAGUCAACCACGCCGUAACAACUACACUGACAUGUCUGGCUUGCCUUUGUCAACCAUCGAAAGUGAGGAAAGCAUGGUCGAAAAGUUCCUUCACAAAUUAGAUUCUACACUCCGUGAUGAGGUGCAUUCUAGUUUGUCUAAAUGCUCUGUAAUAAAACCUGGACUUCGCUGUAUGCAAAAAGGAGCUGAGAUUCGAAUGAUUGAUGGUAAAUUUCAGGAGGGCCCAUUUAUUGGUCAGAAUGCCACAAUCAAAACACUUGUCGCAGAAUUCAAAGACUUUGGUACAGACCUCUUGCCAAGGUGGAUAGGCACAGGAAUAGCGGAGACAUUACGAUUCCGAGAUUGUCACCAAGAUAACUUACAUCGGAGCUGUGGCAUAACCGUUGAUAAAAGUCGUUUUUAUGUCCUUUAUCCUGCCACCCAGAGAAUCCUGAAGGAACAUUUGCGAGACAGGAAACAGGAGUUUACAUCCUUCAGCUUGAUUGAGAUCUGUCAGAAGAUCGCAGAGGCGAUGGACUACCUAUCCUCAAAUAACAUUAUCCACCGUGAUGUAGCUACUCGUAACUGUAUAGUGUGUCCUGGUGAUAUUGUGAAAAUUUCGGAUGCAGCCUUUUCCUGGAGCCUGUUCCCAGAUGAGUACAUGUAUGAUUCUGAACGAGAACGAUGGCUUCCGGUGCGAUGGAUGGCCCAGGACUGUCACCAGUUUGGAUUCUACAGUACAGCUACAGACGUGUGGUCAUACGGUGUAUUGAUGUGGGAGGUGAUGUCCCGUGGUGUUUUGCUGCCCUACUUCGACAUCGAAAAAAAUGAGGAUAUAAAAGAUCAUGUUAUAAGUGGCUUUCGUCUCGGAAAACCUGAAACUGUACCUGAUGAAAUGUACACCCUGAUGAUGUCUUGUUGGGAGACAAACCAUAGCAAACGCCCUGCUUUUGUACGCAUCAUUGAACGUUUGAUAGACAUUCUGAAUCCGCCAGAGUCUCCAACACUGAUGUAUCAGAACCAGCAGCAUGAGGAGCUGCCCGAGUACGGAAAUGUUCCAGAUGACAGACCAAAGCUUCCCUCACGGGCCAAUAUGCCAGCAAAGAAUGGCGAUGUCAAUUUCGGUUCUACGUAAUAAUUGAGAUGAAAUUGACUGUUGACAGAAAAACUUUGAUACUUCUCAGCAUCAUGAGGACCAGCUAUAGGCAUAGUCAUCAUUGUAGGCAAGCAGCUUGUGAGAAGAUCUGUCAGAGGAUUAACUUCCAAACAAAACUUCAUAUAUCUAUAUUACAAAAUGUAAUUAAAAAAAAUGUGUGCCAUACUAACUUCAAAAGUCUAUGAUGUGUGUAUAUAAUGCAGUCAAAUAAGCCAUGUAUAUGAUGUCUAUACAGUCAGUGUGUGUAAGGUUCAAAUAUAGAUGUGUCCAACAAGGUUUGGGUCUGCAUGGUCAGUCAAAUCAGCCAGUCCAGCAAUAUGUGUCUCCAGUCAAACCAAAUAUUCUCUUGGGUUUUUUCUUUCUUUUAUGUGGGUUUUCCUGGUCUGGAUAAAGACAAGAUAAAAAAUGAAUAAAUACUUGAUAAAGACUUCAAAAUCACUCAGUAUAUGUAAUGUUAAAGAUUGUGUGUAUAUUUUCUUAAAUCUGAAAAAACAAAUCUCCCACUUUACUGUCUUUUAUUUGAUAGCAAAAUUACUCUAAAGUAGAGGGAAUACAGAUGUUCCCAGCUGAAAUGUAUUUCUGUUUUGAACCAGAUAAAAAGAGCAAAAUUACAUUUCAAGUCCUGACAGUAGAUAUUGAAGGAAUUCUAAAACCUGUAAUUAGGGUCUUGUAUCCCCAUCCCAGUCUGA